GUUCCUGCUAUCCCGAAUCACCCCUCGCUCCGAGCGCCGGCACAGAAAGACCCACAGCGGGGCCGGGCCGGGCAGGCGGCGGCCGCGGGGCCGGGGCCGCCCCGGAGCAUGCGCGGCGGCCUCUCCCCUUCCGGCCCGCGGCAGGAUGGCGGCGCCCGUGCCCGCCGCCCGCUGCCUCCGAGCCGCCGCCGCGCUGCUCCUGGGCUGCUGCGGGGCCGCGCUCGCCGCCAGCUUCCAGGAUCAAGCAGAGCAGUUCUUUAGAAGUGGACAUACAAAUAACUGGGCAGUUUUGGUGUGCACAUCUCGAUUCUGGUUUAAUUAUCGUCAUGUGGCAAAUACUCUUUCAGUCUACAGAAGUGUCAAGAGACUGGGAAUUCCUGAUAGUCACAUUGUCCUGAUGCUGGCAGAUGACAUGGCAUGUAAUCCCAGGAACCCCAAACCGGCUACUGUGUUUAGUCAUAAAAACAUGGAGCUAAAUGUCUAUGGAGAUGAUGUGGAAGUGGAUUACAGAAGCUAUGAGGUUACCGUUGAAAAUUUCUUGCGUGUAUUAACAGGAAGAAUCCCACCAAGCACACCUCGAUCUAAACGUCUCCUUUCUGAUGACAGAAGCAAUAUUCUAAUAUAUAUGACAGGUCAUGGUGGAAAUGGUUUCCUAAAAUUUCAAGAUUCUGAAGAAAUCACAAAUGUAGAACUUGCUGAUGCCUUUGAACAAAUGUGGCAGAAAAGAAGGUACAACGAACUGUUGUUUAUUAUUGAUACUUGUCAAGGAGCAUCCAUGUAUGAACGAUUUUAUUCACCUAAUAUAAUGGCCUUGGCUAGCAGCCAAGUAGGAGAAGAUUCUUUAUCACAUCAGCCUGACCUUGGGAUUGGCGUUCAUCUUAUGGACCGAUAUACUUUCUAUGUGCUAGAGUUCUUGGAAGAAAUUCAUCCGGCCAGUCAGACAAAUAUGAAUGACCUAUUUCAGGUCUGUCCCAAGAGUUUGUGUGUUUCCACACCUGGGCAUCGAACUGAUCUUUUUCAACGGGACCCUCAAAACGUUCUGAUAACAGACUUCUUUGGCAGUGUGAGAAAGGUGGAAAUUACGACAGAGACAAUUUCCUUGGACCGGGACUUAGCUGGUUUUGAAAGCAAGCUUCCGAAGGAUGAGUUGGCAACAGAACCACUAAAAUAUGCUGAACAACUUCCUGUAGCUCAGAUAAUACACCAGAAACCGAAACAAAAGGACUGGCAUCCUCCUGGAGGGUUUAUUUUAGGACUCUGGGCAUUAAUCAUCAUGGUUUUCUUCAAAACAUAUGGGAUCAAGCACAUGAAACACAUCUUCUGAAUCGAAGCAAGCAAGAUGAUGGCAUUGACUGCAACUUUGGAUUCAUUGGUGUUACCCGAGUGCUCUGAAUGUGUGUUAUGGAUGUGAAAACCAGUGUUGGGAUCUUGCUUCUAAAGGUUCUUUUGAAGUCACCCCUUCUGCCCCUCUUUUUGAAGAGUCAGUGGCUUUGAUGUUAGACUUUUGUACUUCGUUUUAUUUUAAACAUAUUUUAAUGCUUUUCCGAGCAAUUUUUUUUUUUUCUGGUUGAAAUAAAAAAAAAAAAAAAGAGAGGAGACCUCAACACAAUAAAAAAAUUUUUGAGGUUGAUUGUAAAUGGGCAAAUUCUUUCCCCUGCACUUCAAAGUAAAUCUUACAAGUAGUCAACCUAUCACUAAAGAACUAGACAUUGUGCAGACUGUUAUUUAAGAUGUCAUUUCAUCAAUAAAAACUUAAGCCACUUUGCAGACUUUGGCAUGACAUAUUGAAAGCUUUAUUCACAAAAAUAAAAAUACUCUGUAUUGAUUUUUUUUUUUUAUUAUUAUUCUUUUUUCUUCCUUGUUAAGUACAACCCUUAGAUCAGACCUUUCACCUUAGGCAGUUUUGAGUCUGGGAUUCUAUGAGUUGGUGAAAGUAAAAAAAAAAAUAUAAGAUGACCGCACUGAAUCUACUUCAAAAAAUGGUAAAAAAAGUGAAAGUAUGACUUCACCAUGCCCGUUAGGAACCCUUCAUAGAUGUUGUAAGUUCACUGCAUACAAUAUGGACUUGGAUGCUUCCAGGAUUUUUAGUGCACUGGAUUUCUGCACAGAGGAAAAUUGACUCUGGCAUCAGGAUGAAAAAUGUUAUAAAUGGUACUAUUGUAUUCUGUAGUUUCUGAGCCCUAGGAAAAUAAGCUUUAUCACUUAGGUGUUGUAAAUUCUGUUUUGGUAUAUUGAUUUGUUCUAUUUGGCGAUUUACUGAUGAAUGUAUGCUAAAAGGGAUUGUCUAUAUAAUAUACUCACUGAAGUGAAUUUGUGCAUGCAUAGAAACAAGGAGAAGCUUUUGCAGUAUACUUUUGGAAUUUGUUCUUUAGCUUAAUCGUAAUAAAGCUUAUGUGAUGCAUUCAUGGUGUAAAUGCUAUAUACGUACCUCUAGAAGUUAUUAGGAAUUAU
Cuculus canorus (common cuckoo) is the source of this 2451-nucleotide messenger RNA. It is a transcript of the gene PIGK, whose product is annotated as phosphatidylinositol glycan anchor biosynthesis class K. The coding region runs from base 146 to 1324 and encodes 392 amino acids. NCBI's taxonomy places the organism in Eukaryota, Metazoa, Chordata, Aves, Cuculiformes, Cuculidae. The transcript is spliced from 11 exons. Gene Ontology annotation, cellular component: GPI-anchor transamidase complex. The record is from RefSeq and is a predicted model, not a curated record. Gene Ontology annotation, biological process: attachment of GPI anchor to protein; proteolysis; protein localization to cell surface. Gene Ontology annotation, molecular function: GPI-anchor transamidase activity.